AUGCAGGUGAGCUACUCUCUAGACGGGAACCCUGUCAUGUACCCGCUGGGCUGUGCGAGUCAGACCGGGAACAGCCAGCACAUUCCUGCACCGUGUCCUUGGGGAGAUUUCCCUGGUUAUCAGCACGUCACUGGAGACCUGCUCCUCACCUCAGCCUCCUGGGGCUCCGCGGCUCCCCCUCAGGAGGACUGGUCAUCGCAGGGCCCCUGGGCUGGGUCCAGCGCUUCACCUGACCUGACCCAGGUCCCACGCUCCACACCGGAGGGUCCCUCGUCUCGGGACUCACCGGCCAGCCAGGACUCUUUCGGGAGACCGUCGCAUGACUGGAGCAGAGAUAACCUGCACAGCACCAAUCCAGGAGGGAAGACCAGGACCAAGGAUAAGUAUCGCAUGGUGUACACCGACCACCAGAGGCUGGAGCUGGAGAAGGAGUUCCACUACAGCAGAUACAUCACCAUUAGGAGGAAGGCUGAGUGA
Molecule: messenger RNA, 477 nt
Organism: Hypomesus transpacificus
Lineage: Eukaryota; Metazoa; Chordata; Actinopteri; Osmeriformes; Osmeridae
Gene: cdx1a
Product: caudal type homeobox 1a
Exons: 3
Coding region: 1-477 (158 amino acids)
Biological process (GO): anterior/posterior axis specification; embryo development; cell differentiation
Cellular component (GO): nucleus
Molecular function (GO): DNA-binding transcription factor activity; RNA polymerase II transcription regulatory region sequence-specific DNA binding
Source: RefSeq, a predicted model, not a curated record